This is a messenger RNA of Megalops cyprinoides (Indo-Pacific tarpon), 492 nucleotides long. RefSeq names its product nucleophosmin/nucleoplasmin, 2a (gene npm2a). The record is from RefSeq and is a predicted model, not a curated record. Gene Ontology annotation, biological process: chromatin remodeling. Gene Ontology annotation, cellular component: nucleoplasm; cytoplasm; nucleolus. Gene Ontology annotation, molecular function: RNA binding; chromatin binding; histone binding. The transcript is spliced from 7 exons. Lineage: Eukaryota; Metazoa; Chordata; Actinopteri; Elopiformes; Megalopidae. The coding region runs from base 1 to 492 and encodes 163 amino acids.
AUGGGAUCUGUGAUGCUGGUUUCAGGUUUCAAGGAGGCAGAGGAUCCAUCCAUCAAUAUUGACAUGGAGUCUUUCAGUGCUUCCACCUCAUCCUCUGUGCUUAACAACGUCUGUGUGCUCUGGGGCUGUGAGAUAAGCGGCAAAGAGAGGACGGCAGUCUUUGAGGUGGAAGACGACCUCCUGGAGCACCAGUUCUUCAUCCGCACGAUCUGCUUGAGUGCUGAGGCCAAUGAGGAGAUGCAUGUGGUGGAGGUGCAGGACAGGACUCCGUGCCGAAGCCACCCAGUGCCCAUCGCCACCCUCCGACCCUCUUGUCUCCCUAUGGUCAGUUUCAGUGUGUUUGAGCUGAUGCCUCCAGUCACCUUUAAGCUUCGCUCUGGCCAGGGCCCUGUCUUCAUCUCUGGGCAGCAUGUGACACUGGAUCCAGAUGAAGAUGAAGGAGGGCAUGACACUAUAUUCUCAGAAACCACUCGUUUUGCAGGCCGAAGAUGA